AUGAAUAGUACAAGAGAUAAGGAUAGUCACCCACAUGGUCAAGACCAGAAAAAUAGGGACGAUCGCUACCAAUCUCAAACAUCCUUCCGACAAAACAAUCAACAAGGCAAAGAUCAAGCAAAAGAUCGUGGCCGCAAAGACAAAGAUUUUAGUCAACACAAAGGCAACAAUCAUAAUAGCAAGAACAACAGCAGGAGUGUGAACAAUAAAAACAGUAACAAUCAUGAGCAGGGUAAUAGCGGUGCAGGAGGUGGCAAUAUUGAAGAUACCCGGCCUGAUCCAUUAAGUCUACUCUCGAUCACAGGACGAUUGGGAUCAUUAACACCUCAUAAACCCUUUUUUGGGAACUCACGUGUUGUUGACGACUUUGAAAAGCUUAACAAAGUGGGCGAAGGAACUUAUGGCGUUGUAUACCGUGCACGAGACAAAAAGACGAACGAGGUUGUGGCGCUCAAACGGAUUAGAAUGGAGCGUGAGAACGAUGGGCUCCCAAUAUCAUCACUUCGAGAAAUUAAGUUGCUCAAAACUCUUCGGCACGAUAAUAUUGUACUAGUCAAGGAUGUUGUUGUUGGAUCAGACCUCGAUCAAAUUUUCCUCGUGAUGGAGUAUUGUGAACAUGACAUGGCAGCACUUAUGGAUAAUGUCAAGAAACCAUAUACGCCAGCAGAAGUUAAAUGUUUAAUGUACCAGCUGUUAAAAGGUAUUGAAUAUUGUCACGAUCAUUUUGUUGUUCAUCGAGAUCUCAAGCUGUCAAAUCUGCUUCUCAAUAGCCAGGGCAUCCUAAAGAUCGCCGAUUUCGGCCUUGCGCGCUCAUUUGGACUACCUUCAAGACCUAUGACACCCAAGGUUGUAACACUAUGGUAUCGUGCACCAGAACUACUAUUCGGAGACUCUAAUUACACAACUGCAGUGGAUAUGUGGUCUGCAGGAUGUAUCUUUGGAGAGCUCUUGAAGCAUGCGCCACUCUUGCCAGGGAAGGUCGAAAAACAGCAGGUUGAUUUGAUUAUCGAGUUAUUAGGCACGCCACACGAGAAGAUCUGGCAAGGGUUUAACAAAUUACCCAUGUCGAGUAUCAAGCUCCCAGAACAAAGAUUUAAUAAUCUCAGAAACAAAUUUCCAAAUAUUACGGAUGCAGCGCGAUCUUUGCUCAGUGGAUUAUUGACGUAUGAUCCAAAGAAGCGCCUAUCUGUGAAGCAAGCAUUAGCACAUCCAUAUUUUAUCGAAUCACCGCCUGCAAAACAUCCUUCCCUACUACCUACCCAUCCAGAAAUGAGGAAUCUCUUGAGCACAAGGUAA
Lobosporangium transversale is the source of this 1296-nucleotide messenger RNA. Its product is annotated as kinase-like domain-containing protein. Gene Ontology annotation, cellular component: nucleus. The coding region runs from base 1 to 1296 and encodes 431 amino acids. Gene Ontology annotation, biological process: regulation of mitotic cell cycle; protein phosphorylation. The record is from RefSeq and is a predicted model, not a curated record. The transcript is spliced from 6 exons. NCBI's taxonomy places the organism in Eukaryota, Fungi, Mortierellomycota, Mortierellomycetes, Mortierellales, Mortierellaceae. Gene Ontology annotation, molecular function: ATP binding; cyclin-dependent protein serine/threonine kinase activity.